This is a messenger RNA of Octodon degus (degu), 513 nucleotides long. RefSeq names its product keratin-associated protein 14-like. Lineage: Eukaryota; Metazoa; Chordata; Mammalia; Rodentia; Octodontidae. The coding region runs from base 7 to 513 and encodes 168 amino acids. The transcript has a single exon. The record is from RefSeq and is a predicted model, not a curated record.
CUCACCAUGUCCUACGGCUGCUCCUCUGGAAACUUUUCCUCCCGCUCCUUUGGAGGCUACCUGCAGUACCCAGACGCCUCCUGCGGCUCUUCCAAUCCCGGUCACCUCGUGUACACCAGUGAUUUCCAGUCUCCAAUCAGCUGCCAGCAGGGCUCCUCUCUCUACAGUGGAUAUCAGGAGACCUUCAGUGAGCCCGCCGGCUUCCAGAGGUCCUGUGUGGUGUCCAGCCCCAGCCAGACAUCCUGCUACCGUCCGAAGAUCUCCACCUGGGGCAAUCCCUGCCAAUCAACCUUCUCCGGAUCUCUGGGCUUUGGAUCCCGGGGCUUCCAGUCUUUUGGUUGUGGCUCUCCAUUCCUGGGCUUUGGAUCUGCUGGUUUCCAAUCAGUGGACUGUGGACCCCGCGCUUUCUCAUCCCUAAAUUAUGGGUCCAACUUCUACCGCCCAACCUACUUCUCUUCUAGAAGCUUCCAGUCCUCUUCUUUCCAACCUACCUGUGGAUGUGGCUUCUAUUAA